Messenger RNA from Harmonia axyridis, 924 nucleotides. RefSeq lists its product as uncharacterized. Lineage: Eukaryota; Metazoa; Arthropoda; Insecta; Coleoptera; Coccinellidae. The coding region runs from base 243 to 743 and encodes 166 amino acids. The transcript is spliced from 3 exons. The record is from RefSeq and is a predicted model, not a curated record.
AGUACGUUUGAGUUUAUUGUUGUACCGGAUCUGAAUUUUGAGAUUCAGCUAUCUUAUUCAUCAGAUUAGGCUUCCAAUUUAUUCGUUAAGUGAUUGUCUAUUUUUCUUAACGGAUCUCUGUCUGGAUAUAAGAGAAUGGAAUUGUGUUCUUAUGAUCUUCGAUAUAAGGGUCAGAUUCCGUUACCGCACAUUAUUUCAUUCAAUAAACACUUGUGAUAUUGGCCUUUUGGACCUGUUACUUUAUGUACGACAUGGCUGACAAAGAGAGGUCUUGUGUAAAUGUGACCAGAAGCAUGUAUUGCCCGAAAAAUUUGACUGUAGCUCAAGGGGAAGUUGAUUAUUAUCACACAAUCGCAAUAAGCAGUCUGGCUUUUUGUUUUAUGAUAACUCUGCAUCUGGUAUUCUCGAUUUUGAACCAUCAGGAACUAAGCAUGCUCAUGAUGAUGACAACCAGUAUUUUGAUCGCUCUUUUCGCUUUUUCUCAUUGGGGAGUUGAGAAUUUCAUUUUUCACUGCUUAGGAUUUGUAAUUGGAGUAUAUGGAGCUAAUUUUUCCAUUCUAGUGCAUCUUCUCUACAUUUAUUGGCGAAAUAGACGUUUGAGCAAAAGCAGAAGUAUGGAUACAGUUGGUGCAGAAGAUGGCGACUAUGGAUUAACAGAUACAAUCGAAUUAAGAAACAACCAACCAGGAUUUUUUUUCGACAUCAACACUGGAACGCACAUUUUGAAUUUCGAUAUAAAUUAAUGAAGAUAUAUAUUAGCAAUAUUUGUAAAAUAAGUCACUUGACUGGUCUAGUCGAUUAAUAAAACAAUUUUGGGGGAAACAGAAAAUAAUUGACUUAUGAUCCCAAACCAGUUUAUUUAAUGCAUUAAAAUUUGUUUUUUAUGUGAUCACAACAUAAUAAAUUUGUUACAAAAUAGAUGAU